Molecule: messenger RNA, 1610 nt
Organism: Paramecium octaurelia
Lineage: Eukaryota; Ciliophora; Oligohymenophorea; Peniculida; Parameciidae
Source: the annotation of a GenBank genome assembly
CUUAAAGAAUGAGUUUUAUAGGACCUAGAAUUAAUUGCCUUCUACAUUAAAAAUAACCCAUAAGUCUGCUAAAUUUAACAAAAGGAUUAUCUGAUGAAAAACGAUUAUUAUGUACUAGAUGUAAUUUGCAAUUGCAAUAAAAUUUGUAUAGCAUUGAAGAAGUAUUUGAAUUUGCAGUUUCUGUCUCUAAAUCUGAGUAAGAAUAAAUUGAAUUAUUGAAAAAAGAUAAGGAUCAAUUAGCUUAUAUUAAGAAUCUUAUUGAUUAGAUCUAAGCAUAUUAUAAUAAAUUAGAAUUAGAGCAUUCAUAAAUAUUUGACUAAGUGUUAAAAAAUCUAUACAUAAAACCAAAUGAUUCAAUAGAUGCAUGCAUUCAAAAAAAAUAAUAAAGUGAAAGAAAUGAAUUGAUUAAGUUGGCAGAAUAGGCUAGCUUAAUUAUAAAAUAAAAUGGUGAUAAAAUAGAAUUAUAAGAAAAAAAUUCUAUUUAGUAUUUAGGGAAACUUGAUGAAUUAAGAGGGAGAAUAAAAGUUCUAUAAGAUUAAUUAAAGUUGGUUAACAAUAAUUAAUCAUAAUCUAUAAUUCUAAAUAAAUAAGCAGUCUAUCAAAAUUAAGAGCCAGUUUAGGUUAUAUAAUAAAAAAAGAUUGUCGAAGGCUCUCAAUUCAUGAAAAUAUCUGAGGCUUAAUUAGAGUAAUAAAAAAUAUAUGACAUCAAAUUUAAUAAAGAUAAUAAUCUAUUUGUUAUGGGUGGUUCAAAAUUAAAGAACAGUAAUUGUUAUGUUUAGAUAUGGAAAUAUGAAAAUGAUUAAGUCUCAAAAAUACAGGAUUUAGAAAAUUGUCAUACUGGAGAUGUGAAAUCUAUUUGUUUUUCAAAUUAGGAGAAUUCAUUUUUUACAGGAAGUCUUGAUACAACUAUAAUAUAUUGGAAAAUGGAAGCUUAAGGCUGGAAUAAAUCUCAAGUAUUAUAGGAUUAGACUAGUGGAAUAAUUGGUUUAUAAUUGAAUAAUAAAGAGAAUGUAUUGGCUGCUGUUUCAAAUUAAAUAUAUUUAUGGAAAAGAGAACUUAAAUAAUGGGAGAAAGUUUAAGUUUUGAAUCAAUGUAAAAAGCAGUUUUUGUGUGUAUGUUUUAAUAAUGAUGAUUCUUAAUUAGCAGCAGGUAGUUCAGAUUGUUAGAUAUAUGUUUAUUAGUAUUAAAAUGGGUCAUGGAUAUUAAAGCUAACAAUAUAAGAUCAAUCAUAGGAGGUCAAUUUUAUUUCAUUUCUUUAAGAUUUGAAUUUAGUUGCUGUUUUAAAGGAUAGCAUUAUGAAUUUAUAUUAAUAUUCACCUAACAAUUGCUACGACUCAAAGAAAUUGUCAAAUCUAUCAUCCUUUUAGGUUAGUUAUAGUAAGCAAGGUAAUUUUUUGAUAGUCGCAUCAGGUAAAUAGAAGGAAACUUCGAUUUAUUAAGUAGACCAGAAAGAUGGACUUAAAAAGGUCUAAUAGAUUCAAGCAAAGAGUGAUUAAGUAUAUUCAUCAAAUGACGGGAAAUUAAUAGCACUAUUUACAAAUCAGAAAUUGGAAUUUUAUUCAGAUCAAAAUAUAUAAUAUUGAGAUAUAUUUAUAUUAAACAAGAGGGAU